Messenger RNA from Photinus pyralis (common eastern firefly), 4427 nucleotides. RefSeq lists its product as uncharacterized. Gene Ontology annotation, molecular function: nucleotide binding; nucleic acid binding. Lineage: Eukaryota; Metazoa; Arthropoda; Insecta; Coleoptera; Lampyridae. The transcript is spliced from 4 exons. The record is from RefSeq and is a predicted model, not a curated record. The coding region runs from base 556 to 4383 and encodes 1275 amino acids.
AUGUCUGGUAACAAAAAGUCAAUACGUAAUGAUUUGUGCACUAAAUGUUUUAAUUUUACUCACCAUGAUUUUCCAUUUCAGUCGUUAUUAAUACCUUCUAUAUGAGAUAAAUCUGUAUUUAUAUGCAACUAAGAGAGAGUGGGGAGGGUGAAUAUCAUUAGAAGCAAUAUAUAAGGAGAAGUAAAGUUGGAGAAACCAUUCAAAUAGUGCAAGGAAGACUUCUUUAAGUUGACUAGUGGUUCCGGCAAAAGAAUGUGUGCCUGUAUCGCAAGAAAUUGAGAACGAUUUAAUUGGUAACAAUCUAUAUUGCCCAGAUUUUGAUGUAUCGCUCCUUGAAGAAGUGUUUGGAGAUCUUGGAAAUCUGAAACGUCAAUUGAUAGAAGUAGAACAAAAACUUUCUCGUUUUUUUAAGAUUCUGUUUAUUAAGCGACAGUACAAUUACUGCGAUCUUAAGUGGUGCGAGUGUCAAACCGAGCAACUUAUUCAAACGAGGAUGAAGUUAUUAGCAGAUAUUCAACAGUUUUCUGACCCUUUUUUACAGAGCUGCCAAUAAAAAUGUUCAACUGUCCUAAGUGUAAUAAAUCUUUCACUUUAAGAAGUAGUGUCCUACGCCAUCUCAAAACGUCAUGUGCUGUUCAAGAACCAGCUCUGAAAAAAAAGGUAAAGAUUACCCAUGGGGGGCAGCGGUAUUGUGAUACGUGUUUUGAGCAUAUUUCGACCCGGGACUAUGUGGGACAUUUACGUACUACCAAACACAAAAAUAAUUCCCUUGUAUUUUCUACUGAAGGUGUUGAUGUAGUUAAGUCGGCCUUCAAAUCUCGCAUAAUAAGCUACAGGAUAACCCCGAACAAGCAAUUUAUUGUUCUGAAAGAAUUUACCAGAUCUUUGACUGAUGUAAUACAAAAAUUGGUACGUGAACAAAUUGGUAUAAUGGGCAGCUUGAAGGUGAACUGCGAGUUAUUUGGUCAUUUUAUUUUGGAAGCAAAGGAACGAGGUGACGUUAAGUCUUUUAAUACUCGAAACCAAAUACUGACGGUGAGCUCCGAUUUAAGUGAAUGGUUUAACGACGUCAUUUCAAAAUUUGAAGCAGACGCCUCAGAAUUUCAAGAGAGAGACUCGGGUAUAAUACAUAUAUAUAUAUAUAUAUAUAUUGUUCGUGUAAUAACUACAUACCUAUUAUUACUUUCAGGAUGGGCUCUGCAACAAUGGUUGUACAUAGAACUUAACAUCAAUAGGUACAAUCCGUUACGAGCGUCAUCCUUUAUACCGACCCCUUCGUUUAUUUCUCGCAAAAGGGCUACAAUCAAUGUUAGAAACAACGACUUCGCGUGUUUUGGUUGGGCGUUGAUGUCAGCUAUCGAUACUCCAACUGGACCUCCAUGUCAACCCGAGUCUUAUCGACAUUAUUCAGAACUGUUCAAUUUUGAUGGAAUCACAUUUCCCGUAAAAUUGGAUGCAAUAGCGAAAUUUGAAGAGAAUAAUCCCUUGUCAAUUAACGUGUAUGGAUUGGAGGAAGAUACGCAGAAGGAUGGUAAAGUUGUUUACAAAAUAGUGGGUCCUUUGCAUUAUACUAAACAGAAAAAGACGUUGCAUGUAAAUCUUCUAUAUUUGACUAGUGUAGAUGGUAAUAGCCAUUAUUGUUGGAUUCAGGAUAUGUCGAGAUUGAUUUCCAUGCAAGUGUCUAAGCACAAAGAGGCAAUUUAUCUUUGCGACGGAUGUCUCGUAUAUUUUGCAACUGAAGAAAAGCUUUGGCGUCAUUCAAUAUUUGAUUGCAACUAUGUUCGUACAUUUUUACCCACAACUGAGCCUAUAGUAACAAAAUGGGGUGAAUCGUCAUUUCAAAAUCAAUUAAAAUUCGAUAACUACCAAAAACGACUGAAACUUCCAUUUGUCGUAUAUGCAGAUUUUGAAUGCUUGCUUAAAUCGAUUCACGGUCCUGAACCAAACCCUCUGCUUCAAUUUACCACCAAUACUUUCGAACACAAUCCGUAUUCUUUUGCGUAUUAUAUUAAGUGUUCGUUUGAUGAUAGCUAUUCAAAAUUUCAAACGUAUCGCGGUCCGGAUGCUGCAUUGCAAUUUGUAAAUAUGAUAGAAAGUGAUAUUAGAACCUUAUACAAUCAACAUUUUAAACACGCUAAACCUUUACCAAAACUAACAAUAGAAGAACAGCGAAAAUAUGAUAGUGCAACCAUUUGUUGGAUUUGCGAAAAGACUUUUCUUGAUGGGGAUGUAAGAGUAUUAGACCAUUGCCAUUGGUCAGGAGUUAUGAGAGGCAUUUCGCACUCUACUUGCAAUUUACAGCUCCAAAAUCCAAAUUUUGUCCCCGUAUUCUUUCAUAAUUUAACUGGAUAUGAUGCUCAUAUGUUUGUUAAAUGCUUGGCUUUAGAGAAUGAAAACAUAGACGUCAUUGCUACUAAUAAAGAAAAAUAUGUUUCCUUUACUAAGCAUAUUUCAGUUGAUCAAAUUGUGGAGAAUGGGGUUCCCAAAAAUGUGAUUUGGCGAAUUCGUUUUGUAGAUAGUUUUCGUUUUUUAGGUAGUUCAUUAAACGUGCUUUCCAAAAAUUUAAGUGACAGUGAAUGUAAUGAAAUAAAAACAUUCUUUGGAACUGGACGCGCAUUUGAGUUAAUUAGGCAAAAAGGGGUGUUUCCAUACUCAUUUGUAGAUGCAUUUGAUAAACUCGAUCAAACUCAACUUCCCAAUAAAGCCGAUUUUUUUGAUAAGCUACAUGAGCAACAUAUUACGGAGGAUGAAUAUUCUCGUGCUCAGGAUGUUUGGAAUCUAUUUCAAUGUCAAACGUUAGGCGAGUACUCAGACAUUUAUUUAAAAUCUGAUGUGCUUUUGUUGGCUGAUAUCUUUGAAAAUUAUAGACGCGUGUGUCUCCAUAAUUACCAACUCGAUCCAGCGCAAUAUUUUACCGCUCCUGGUCUUAGUUGGGAUGCUAUGUUAAAAAAGACAGGUGUAGAAUUGGAGUUGCUAACCGAUAUUGAUAUGCUAAAUUUUUUUAAAGGGGGUGUUCGAGGUGGUGUGAGUACUUGCACCAAACGCAGAGCAAUUGCAAACAAUAAAUUCCUUGCCAAUUACGAUCCUUCGAAACCAAGUUCCUAUAUAGUUUAUCUCGACGCUUGUAACCUUUAUGGUCAUUCAAUGAGGCAAUACCUCCCCCAGCGCGACUUUGUGUGGCUAACACCUCAAGAAAUUAAGAGUUUUGAGGUUUCCAAAAUAUUAGACGAAUCAGAUACGGGUUACGUUUUAGAAGUCGAUUUGGAGUAUCCUGAACAAUUACAUGAAACGCAUAACGAUAUGCCUUUUUGUCCAGAAUCAAUGACCCCUCCAAAUUCUACUUCGAAGUAUCCAAAACUUAUUCCAAAUUUAAAUCGCAAAGAAAAAUACGUCAUUCAUUAUAGGUCUCUAAAGCAAUGUUUACAACACGGGUUAGUUUUGCAGAAAAUUCACAGGGGGAUUAAAUUUACACAAUCACCUUGGCUAAGAACCUAUAUUGAUUUAAAUACCGAACUUCGUAACCGUGAAACCUCAGAGUCCGGUCGCAAUACCGUAAAGACUAUGACUAACAGUAUUUUUGGGAAAACAAUGGAGAACGUGGAUAAGCGAGUUGAUAUUAAGCUUGUAAGUCAUUGGGAAAGGAUCGGUAGGAAACUUGGAGCAGAAGGACAUAUAUCAAAACCGAAUUUUAAAAAUCUUUCAGUAUUUUCGGAAAACUUAGUUGCAGUUCAAAUGUCGAAAGUUUCAGUGACUUAUGAUAAACCAGUGUACGUUGGUUUUUCUAUUUUAGAUUUAUCGAAAACCGUUAUGUAUGAGUUUUUUUACGAUUUCUUAAAGCCAAUGUAUCGUGAGAAGGUAACUUUAUUGUAUACAGAUACCGAUUCCCUCGUGUUAGAGAUUUUUACAGAUAACUUUUAUGAAGAUAUGAUAUCACAUUUGGAUAGAUUUGAUACGUCAAAAUUUCCGGUUAACAAUCUACAUGGUGUCCCCCGUAACAUCUCAGUUGUAGGUAAAAUGAGAGAUGAAUAUUCCGGUGUUCCCAUCUCUAGUUUUUACGGUGCAGGUGCAAAGUCAUACUGUGUAAAUGUAGGUGACCAUGUUGAUAAAAAAGCUAAAGGUGUCAAAAAAUACGUAAUAAAGAACUGUUUGAAAGAGGAUGACUAUAAAAAAGUAGUCGAGGAAGGUGGGGUUAUUAUUAAAAAAAUGAGUGGUUUUCGAUCUCAUUUACACACUAUGUACACAGAAAUGAGAAAUAAGAUAGCGCUAUCAUCCACAGAUGAUAAGCGAUACGUUAUCCCUGGCACCGUUAAAACAUUGGCAUGGGGUCAUCGUGAUAUUAAAUCAAUUAAAAGCUUGAACGAUUUGAUUAACUCCUUCCAAUAAAAAUUAUAAUAUUUACAAUAUAUAUAUUUAGAAAAAAAAUGUUA